Molecule: messenger RNA, 2913 nt
Organism: Contarinia nasturtii (swede midge)
Lineage: Eukaryota; Metazoa; Arthropoda; Insecta; Diptera; Cecidomyiidae
Exons: 5
Coding region: 191-2725 (844 amino acids)
Source: RefSeq, a predicted model, not a curated record
UGGUGUAGUUGAACGACCACGGCGAUUCAAAUUCAUAAAUUCAGUUGAUGUUCGACAGACACCCAUUGUGCCAGAGCCAUCAAGGUUUAGUCGUUUGAGAUUGGCGCCAACAAAGCCUUUGCCGCCAACAAAGGAAGCUGAUCGCCCGCCACAAAACCAUUCAUCGGCCGCAAAACGUAUAACGCGUUCAAUGACAAUUGACACACGACCAUCGAAUCAAUCGGUUCAAUCGGCUCGCCCGCCACAAAACCAUUCAUCGGCCGCAAAACGUAUAAAGCGUUCAAUGACGAUUGACACACGACCAUCGAAUCAAUCGGUUCAAUCGGCUCGCCAGCCACAAAACCAUUCAGUCGCUCGCCGUCCGCCGCCAGUUCUACCAUCAACAUCAACAUCAACAUCGGCCGCUCAAAAAGGCACCAAAACUUAUCUUUUUCAUCCCAGAAUUUGUCGACGACGUGGCGAACAGGCGAAAGAAAAUAUUGAAACGUUUACAAUUAAGAUGCGCCUGAAUCAGUUUCUACGCAGCAAUGCAAACGAUGAAGGCCGUGUAGGUGGCAGCGACAACAGAAGGAAAAUAAAUGAUGCACGAAUCGCGGCAACAAUUGCGCGGCGAAAUGACGCUGCACGAAACCAAGGAAACAAUCAAGGGAACAAUGUCGAUCAGAAAAGUAGGCUGAUCAAAAUUAUAAACGACAAAGUUACUCAAAUGUCAGACAUGAUUCGAUUGGCAUCAUUACAUUUGCACAACUCGCUGAAUCGUUUGGUUGCUGAUGGAACAAAUGAGGAAAUUCGGGCGGAAUUUGGGAAUGAAUUCAAUCCGAGGAAACAUUUCUAUGCCCAAAAGCAAUGUCAAAGAAACCUUGAUUAUCCGAUGAAUCGUGACUUUGAGAAUAUGUUGAGAGAACGUCAUAUUCCGGUCAAACCGAAAAUAAAGAAUACUGGUCAGUGUAUUAAAUAUGCGUAUUUGAUUUGUGCAACGAAUAUGUACGUAAACGUGAAGAUGCAUUGUUGUCGGCACAUUAAAGACAAAUUUUUCAAACGACUGUCAAACGAUGAAGCAGCAAUUGAUGCCACCAUGAACUAUUUGAAAUGUGCAGACUCAGUCGAUCGUCCAGACGCAUAUUUGUUGGAUCAGUACUUCGAACAUUUACGUCCACUUUUGGACGAAGAACGUAUUGACGAUUACAAUUACAAUUACGGAGGUGAAGAACACAUAAUACCACGAGGGUGGUUGGAAACAACGGAGGACGAAAAAAAAUACUACAAACAUGUAUUCGAAUUGAUGAAUUUAUUGCGAUACAUAUGUGAACAUAACGCACAAAAUCCGGAUAAACAAUGGAAAUUGUUUCGGCCCAUUCCGCAGUCGCAUAACAAACGGCAUCACAUUGCAAUAGACACAGAAGCAUUUAUCCUGUUUACAAAUCUUCUCUUUGCAAUUAAUGAAGGAAAGACCAAUUUGAGAGCCAAAGACAAUUGGAAUGAACAAGAAUAUUGCCGGUUUUGGAAUCGAUUUGUGAAUUUACGUAAAGUAAAUCGACGAAGUCAAGAGUUCGAUUAUCGCUUUACGACGGACGGAGAAACCGCCUGCCUGAAAAUGAUUCGGAAAACGCGUGGACUCGGCAAUUCGAAUGCACAAGAGACGGUAACAAAUAGCAUAAAUCAUGCGAAUGAGUCGGCCAUUGUUCCGGACGACAUUCAAGCUGCAUUCGAUGCUGGCCAAAUCAAAAAGAUAAUUGGCAACGAUCCCGGCGCAAAAGUUUUAAUAGCGGCUAAUACUCUCGACUUGGACCGAAAAACCGAAGUAAGUUAUCGAUUGAAGGCCAAACAAUGGCACCACCGUGUUGGAACUCACAAAAGAAAGAAAAAGUUAAAGGAAUACACUGGUGCAUACGAAAACGAAUGUCGUCUCUUACGUGAAAAUCGUAAUAUUUAUAUCGAAACACCAUCGCCGAGUAGUCUGAAUUACGAUUUGUAUCUAAGAUACCAACUGGAUAUUUUCCAAGCGGCAAGCGAAGUGAAGUACCGGCCAUGUGUGGCAAAACUAAAAUUUGAUAAAUACGUGCAAACACAAAAAACGGCCCAUCAAAUUGCACGUGAAGUCACACAAAUGGAAAAGGAAAUACCGCGUGAGCAACAAACCAUCGUAUACGCUCAUGGAAAUGCGAAAAUUGCGGCCAAUUCACCAAUUAAAGGCCAUUUGCGUACACCCGAAGCAGCGAUUACGCACACAAUCGAUCGGUAUGCAAUGAGAAUUGAUAUCAAUGAGAGAGGUACAUCUAUGUAUUGCAGUAGGUGUCAACAGAUGACACAAAGACCAAUUGAUGUAAGAGUACGAAAAGGAUUUACGAGACAUAACAUUAAGGAUCGCUUCCUAGUUUGCCAAAACUGUGAAUCGGGCCGGAAUGCUGUUCUCCCAGUUCCACGCGAGUACACUGUGAAAACACAUCGUAGUUAUAGAAAGAAGAUUCCAGUAGUUGGCGCAAGACCAAAAACACGAACAUUUGAAACGCCAGCCGACAAUCCGAAUCGAAUUCGAAGCGUGGUUAUGGAUCGUGACCAUAACGCUUCACGCAAUAUGAUCUAUAAAGCCAAGUGUAUGUUGAGUGGAAUUCCAAUAAAUCCUGUUUUCAAUAUGAGUGCUGUAGCCUAUAGACAACAAAAUCCCGAUCGUGUGAUCCGUCCAAAUCGACCGAAUCAUGCGAAUCGUCGUAAUCAAGCAGCAUAAAGUUAAAGAAAUGUAUCUGCGGUCGUUCCCGGGGGGGUAGUGACCAGCAGACCCAGAAGUACUAUUCUAUAGUAUGUUUGUCCAAAAGAAGCGAUGGAAAAAGCAACGAAAGAAUUCACGAAGCUGAAGAGUCUUCGCAUUGUAUCCGGUUAUUUGAGCGAGAAAAUGACGUCCUUUGUAUAUUUCUU